This is a messenger RNA of Cyprinus carpio (common carp), 1178 nucleotides long. Its product is annotated as gastrula zinc finger protein XlCGF7.1-like. The record is from RefSeq and is a predicted model, not a curated record. Gene Ontology annotation, molecular function: DNA-binding transcription factor activity, RNA polymerase II-specific; RNA polymerase II cis-regulatory region sequence-specific DNA binding. Lineage: Eukaryota; Metazoa; Chordata; Actinopteri; Cypriniformes; Cyprinidae. Bases 291 to 1154 code for a protein of 287 amino acids. Gene Ontology annotation, biological process: regulation of DNA-templated transcription. The transcript has 3 exons.
GCUCUGCAGUUCAUUCAAAUCAUUUCACGAACAGGACUUUUAUUCUGCUCUGGCGGUGUGACGUCAUAAGGCUGCGCGCGCUCCCGCGUCUGUGAUUCGGCUGAAGAAAGGUGAUUUAAGUCCAUUAUCUCUCUCUCUGACUGACUCCCUCACCAGUGUGCAGAAACUACUGAACUAGGAAGCAGAUUGAGACGCAGACAGAGAUUUAGUUUGGACUUAUUUUUAUACUGUUAAUUAUUCUCAUCUUAAACACAGAAAAACUGAGAUCCACGUGACACACCAUUAUAAAGAUGGCCUUUAUUAAAGAGGAGCAUGAAGACAUGAAGAUUGAAGAAACAUUCAGAGUCAAACAUGAAGAUACUGAGAAACAAACAGACCUGAAAGUGAAGAGUGAAGAACUGAAUGAAAUACAAGAUAAAGAUCAGUAUAAAAAACAUCUUGAUUUCAUACCUGGACAAAAAUCAUUUAGUUGCUCACAGACAGCAAAGACUCCCUCACAAAAAAGAGCUCAGAAGUCUAGAUCUAGAAGUCAUUUCAUCUGUCAACAGUGUGGAAAGAGUUUCAACCAUCAAGGAAAACUGAGAGGCCACAUGAGGACUCACACUGGAGAGAAGCCUUACAGCUGCAAACAGUGUGGAAAGAGUUUCAGUGAACAUGGAAACCUUAAAGUCCACAUGAGGAUUCACACAGGAGAGAGGCUUUUCACCUGUCCUCAAUGUGGAAAGAGUUUUACACAUAAAAGCACUUUGAAUGCCCACAUGACAAUUCACACAGGAGAGAAGCCGUUCACAUGCAAACUGUGUGGAAAUAGUUUCAUUGAAAAAGGAAGCCUUAGAAGGCACAUGAGGAUUCACACCGGCGAGAAGCCUUACACAUGCCCUCAGUGUGGAAAGAGUUUCACUCAAGGAGGAAGCUUUAACAGGCACAAGAGAAUUCACAGUGGAGAGAAACCGUUCACCUGCCAACAGAGUGGAAAGCGUUUCAUUCAAAAAAGAUACCUUAAAAGCCACAUGACAAUUCACACAGAGCUGUGGGAACAGAGCAAGUCUCAAGGAAGGAGAUCCAGAAGGAUAAAUGGAGGAGUGAUGACAGUGCAAGACGAGAGAGGACAGGCCAGGGGUCUCAUUUAUAAACGUUCCGUACGCACAAAAUAGGCACAGAAAUUGUGUAUAAACUUU